Molecule: messenger RNA, 3056 nt
Organism: Gekko japonicus
Lineage: Eukaryota; Metazoa; Chordata; Lepidosauria; Squamata; Gekkonidae
Gene: AGFG2
Product: ArfGAP with FG repeats 2
Exons: 12
Coding region: 11-1372 (453 amino acids)
Molecular function (GO): GTPase activator activity
Source: RefSeq, a predicted model, not a curated record
CCGCCGGCGCAUGCGCAGUGCCGGGAGAGCGCCUGAGGGGCGAAGGUUGGCGCUGAUGGCGGCCGCCGGGUCCGGAGCGAGGAAGCCCGGCUCCCCGCGGGACUCGGAGUCGGAGGUCUGGUCCCGCCGCGUGAGGGAGCUGGUCGGCGCGGAGCCCGCCAACCGGCUGUGCUUCGAGUGCGGCCAGCGCGGCGUCACCUACGUCGACAUCACCAUCGGCAGCUUCGUCUGCACCGGCUGCUCGGGGGCGCUCCGCGGCCUGAAUCCCCCUCACCGGGUCAAAUCUAUCUCCAUGACAACCUUCACCGAGAGCGAGGUACAGUUCCUCCAGUCUCGUGGGAACCAGGUGAACCUGGGCUCUUUUGACUCGCGGACGUCUCUACUUCCGGAUUCCCAGGACCCUCAGAAGUUGAAGGACUUUCUGCAGGAGAAAUAUGAGAAGAAGCGAUGGUACGUCACGCCUGACCAAGGCAGAGGCUUAACUUCUCUGGCUGCCCAGAGCUCCGCCGCAGAGGUCAAGACACUGUUGGGGGACUCGGGGCCAGUGGCUAUGGCGGUCAAGCCUGCCCAGUCUGUGGACAAGUCCCAACUGCAAGGCCCUCAGCCAGCCAAGAAAACCAGCAUGGACCUUCUGGCCGACAUUGGAGGAGACCCCUUUGCUGCGCCUCAGUCUGGACCGGCCUUUACCGCCUUCCCUGCCUUUGGAGGCCAGGUGCCAGCCCAGGCCGCUUUCACCAGUUUUGAUGCCUUUGGUGGAAGUCCCGCAGCGUCGGCCUUUGGAGACCCGUUACCCUCCAGCCCAAGCCCUUUCCAGAGCCAGCCAAUUCCAGCAGGUGGCACACACAUGGGCGGAUUCCCUGCGUCUCCUGCCAGCCAGCCAGGAGUGAGCAUUCCAGACAUGGGCGGCACUUUCCGAGUGGGAGGAGUCCCGAGCAGUGUCUUUGGUGCCCUGAGCCAGUCACCUCUUUUGCCUCCGCCCAGCCCAGCCGCUGCCUACGGGGCAUGCACCAACCCCUUUGCGACAUCGGCCAUCUCGCAGCCCACGCUGCCUUCAACGAACCCUUUCCAAACCAACGGCUUGGCCCCAGGCGCCUUCGUGGUGGGCUCCCCCAGCAGCUUCUCUGCCUCCCCCCUCUCUGGCAUCUUCGCGUCUCCCUUGCAGCAGCAGCAGCAGUUUCACCCACAGGCCCUGGUGGGGCAACAGCAGAAUGGCGGGUCCCCCUUCGGUGGAUUUCCUAUCACCAAGGUCGGGCAGAGGCCGCCUGGGCAGCCCGUGGGCAUUUCAACCAACCCGUUUGUGACACCGAUGACCACAGCGCCACCCGUCCCCUUCGCGCUGGGGAAGCACCCGCCCACCAACCCUUUCUUAUAGCAGCAGCAGCAGACGUUGGAGGAGAUGCUGCCCCCCCCCUUUGCCUCUGUCUGUGGGAGCUCCCCCUGCCGGGCACGCACUUUAGUCUGUCUGUCGCCAUCUCUGCCUGGGUGGGGGUGAAGUGCUUUAACGACUGGCUGUUGAAGAGAGGGCCUGCCUCAAAGCAGUGCAUGAUGGGACUUGCAAUGGAAGCUGGGGGGCUUGCUGGGAAUCCAGCAGCAAUGCGUGCUGGGAGGUUGAUGGCAGGGAGGGAAGGGACAGGCUCAAUACAAGCACUUUAAGAGCGGCUGGAGAGGCUCCCCCCUGCAGUGCAUGCUGGGAUGUGAUGUCAAGGUUGAGGCCGUUGCAGUGCUUGCUGGGAAAAGGGAACUCUCUUUGGAGUCUGAGUCUGCUCCAAUCUCGGAGCUUCCUCUCCAGCCGCCCCCUUGCCGGUCUCCCAGCAGCCCUUGCUGUUGGCACUGCCGGAUUGCCAAGGGCCAAGGUUCAGUCUUCUGCUGGGCCUCCCCCAAGGCCUCUAGCAGUGGGAUCCCUUUGCUUAUCUGCUUUCUGGUUCUCCUGCCCCCAGUGAAUUCCAUCGUGUGGGUUUGUAGCCAGAGAGAGGCUUCCAGGCGCUCUGGAUGGAGUGAGAAGAAGCCACGGUGCCGACAUGGGGCGGGAGGGUUCUUGCCUUGAUCGUCCACGCCAUCCCCUCAUUUCUCUCAGUCAUUGCACUAACUAAAAGGGACUCGGGCAGUUGCAUCCUGGCAAGAGUCUCCGCAGCGCCCCUGCACCACGCAUGCCUGCCGAGGAGGCAAGGAGCAGUAACACUGAGGGAGGCCCAGUGUCCCAGCCUGCUGCCUGGGGUGGGUGGGAGGCCAGGGUCUGCACGGACCCUGAAGCAGGGCGCCGUGGUCCCUGUUGCUGCCCCAGCAAGCUUGCACUGGCCCUGGUCUCUAUGCCACCGCACCAGGGAGGGUUUGACUGGCACGUGCUUGGACAGAUGUGCCCUGCCCCCACCUCCCGCUUCUGGGCAAAACUCACAAGGGUGUAAAACUGGAGCCCACAGGGGCCCCCUCCUCCAGCCUUGCCCCACUUAAUUUCUCCCUCUACCGUGUGGCCUGACACUGUGCCAGGAAGGGGGUCCACCGCGUCACGGCCCCCUUGGGAAGCUCCCUGAGUAAGCCGGGGUGGGGGUGGGGAGAGGGCUCCUUCCUCCAGCCUCCCACCUUGGUCAGAACGGCCCCUCUCCUCCGACGUUGCCUCCUGCAGUAUUCUGUGUCCCCCCCCCCAGCUCACCAGAACCUUCCCUCGGGGGCCUCUGUCCACGCAAACAGUGCCUCUUGGAUCCAGUGGUCGGAAGCUGAGGUUCUGGCACUCAGCAGCCAGUCUUGGCCUGCGAUGUCACAGAAGCUGAGCAAGCUUCACUUUGGCUGACUUAAUUUCUACUUGACUAAAAGCAGGGAUUUAUGCAGCAGAAGUGGGUGCAAAAGCUCUUAUUAAACGUUAGGGGCUUUGCACAGAAAGCGGGGGAUUUCAUAAGAAACUUGUGAGUGGUUAUUUGGGGGGGGUGCUUUAAUUUGCUGCACCCCCCUCCUUCUCCUCCUCCUCCUGCCCCCAUGCCUUUCCUCGCUUCUCCCCAGGGGGCUCCUGUCCGAGGCCCUCUCCCUUCCCAGCCUCUCCUCUGGGCGGGGCUUGUUUUUGUAAC